CAACAUCAGAACAGUAUAUGAAUAUGGCAAAUGCUGUUUUGACAUCAUUUCCUGCCAUCCUGAGAAACAGUGAUCUCGAGGAGCAUGAAUUGCAGCUGCAAUGGAAAUUGCGCAUCCAGCGCAAGUUUCAGAAUUCAAGAAAGAGGCAGGAUUCCAAAGUGACUGAGGUGACGUCAAGGAAAAAGAAGAUCCCUUGCAUAGCGCCAAAAGAGACUACAUGUCUACUGAUGUAUGGAGUAAAGGCUUACCUUCCACCAAGGCCCCAUUCAGAAGAUGAUGAGUCAUUAGAGAGACAUAGACAGUGGCUUGCUCUACAUUGGAUGAAGAAAGAUCUCGAGUUAGAUAAGACUGAACGCCUCAUGCAGUUGACACUCUCUGAGAGACGCAAAAAAAUAAUCAAGGGGAACAUUCUUGUAGCAGAAAUCCUGAACUUGUACCCGUGGAUUCAGACUUUUGAUGGCAUAAAUAAUCAAGGAGUUCCUGAGAUUAGAACCACAAGCGGAUGAACCAGACCCAAGAGUAGCAGUUUUGAAAGGGCUGGAGAAAUAUAGGCUCCCAAUAAUUGCCAUUCUCAAAAAAAGAAAAGCAGUUCCUCUGUAUAUGGAAACCUUACUUGAACUCUAUGACCACGAUGAAAGUCAAUGCGAAUGCUUGCUUAGUUAUAUUGGGGUUACUUCACCUGCUUGGAGAAAGGAAAGACUCCAUUUUUACUAAGGUACCAGAAGAAGAACUAAGAACAGGGCAGCCUAGUGUGUAUUUGAUGGUGCACCUGUAGCUGAACCAACAUGUAUUUCUAUGGCUGUAGUCUCAUUGGUAGCAGGGCUUUGUGUUUAAUAUUGAACACCCAAAAAAUUGUGAACAUUUCCUCCGUUUCACAACAUCCCAUCUCUUAGGUAUCAAGUAUGACAAAGGUAACACUUCAAAAACAAGAUCUCUACUUGUAAAACUCAAUGAAGUAAAGACAGAAUUAAGCUACAAAAAUGCAUAAAUCUGCUUCCAAAUAUAUUCAACUCCACACAUAAUGCCUCUCUCUCUCUCUCUC
This is a messenger RNA of Scylla paramamosain (green mud crab), 1042 nucleotides long. RefSeq lists its product as uncharacterized. The record is from RefSeq and is a predicted model, not a curated record. NCBI's taxonomy places the organism in Eukaryota, Metazoa, Arthropoda, Malacostraca, Decapoda, Portunidae. The coding region runs from base 18 to 506 and encodes 162 amino acids. The transcript is spliced from 5 exons.